Molecule: messenger RNA, 624 nt
Organism: Schistosoma haematobium
Lineage: Eukaryota; Metazoa; Platyhelminthes; Trematoda; Strigeidida; Schistosomatidae
Exons: 1
Coding region: 1-624 (207 amino acids)
Source: RefSeq, a predicted model, not a curated record
AUGGUCACGCGUGGGGCUGCAGCAUUGGACGUUGGUACAACACGUUCAGCUGACAUAUCGUCGGAAUUAGUAGGUGGUGGAAGUGCUGCUAGUAAACCACGUCCAUCGAAUAACUCACCUCAUUCUUAUCGGUCUCCGUUCACUAAAGUUCCUUUCCUGAUGGAAAAAUUGUUUGACGGUGAUAAAGAGUUGUGUAGCUAUUUCUCGAAUGAAGUUAUUUCAGGCUCAGGUAAUCAUCCUAGUUCUUUGAUGUUACCACUAGGAAGAGGCAUCAGUUCGACUUCACAGUGUAACACGUUGGAUAGUUCUAAAACUCACUGUUUACCAGUCCAUCCACAGUUUGCGAACCGUUCAACAAAUGAUUUGUACUCACCUCAGUCAUAUGAUCAUGGGGUACCGUUUUCACCAUCAUCAAGAGUAGAAGAUGGAUCUAAUGUCUUUAAUAUUGAUAACAUGUCACCAUCAUCAUCGAUUUAUCAUACUGAUGGAGAAAUAACACAUGCUAUCAGUCCAGUUCACCAUUCUCCAUUCAAAACACUUUCAAAUCAAUCACUUAUCUCCGGGAUUGUUACUGAUAUAUACCAUAUUGGUCAUUUGUUACAAGCGUUACUUAAAUAUCUUUGA